Molecule: messenger RNA, 1590 nt
Organism: Desarmillaria tabescens
Lineage: Eukaryota; Fungi; Basidiomycota; Agaricomycetes; Agaricales; Physalacriaceae
Product: membrane bound O-acyl transferase family-domain-containing protein
Exons: 3
Coding region: 88-1224 (378 amino acids)
Biological process (GO): lipid metabolic process
Source: RefSeq, a predicted model, not a curated record
UCUAAACCAAACAUCCAUCAUGACAUCCCUUGAUCCCGAACAAAGUCCACUUUAUUUCCUCUAUUUUCCUUGUCGGGAACGUUCGCAAUGGCAGACGAACGCCAUCCAUUUUCAUACCCGCUGCAUUCGCUCCUUCCCGUCCUCUUGCUUGUAUCCAUAACAAUACGCCCAGCACCCUACCGACGCCUAUUAUUUCUACCCAUCUUCAGUAUCGCCUACUACCUCGUCUACCACACGACCACAGGCGAGAUUAUCUCCAACCUCUCCAUCGGCGCGUCCAUCCCACCCAUCGUCGCCACAGCCCUCGACUACAUCCUCCUCACCGACCCCCAAACCGAACUGUUCCAAAAAGGCCAGACCACCCCCCAGGCGUCCUUCCCAGACUUGAAAUCGCGUCUCAAAUGGAGCUUAUCUCUCUUAACCAGCCAACGAGGCAUCGGAUGGACGCACGAGCCACCUAACCUCCCGCCAUACACCACUCCCACAUCCCGAUGGUGCUUCGUCGUCAACCGGAUAGUACAAAGUGCCGCGAUGUUCAUUCUCUGGGACGCCGCGGCAACGUAUACGCGGUAUCGACCCUCCUUCUACAUCGACGGGCCCGAGGAAACGACUUUCCUAGGGAAAUGCGCCUUCGUGUGGGGCUGGGCGGUGCCAGCUGUUGCAGCCUUGACGAUGAAUCACGCGCUGUUCAGCGCAGUAAUGGUAGCUUUGGGCAUUUGGGACGUCCAGACGUGGCGACCGCUCUACGGGAGCUGGUUAGACGCGUAUACCAUACGCCGGUUCUGGAGCCUUACCUGGCACCAGCUCCUUCGAAAGAACAUAACCACCCCAGGCGACCGCCUCGUCUCCCGCCUCUCCCUCCCGAAAAACUCCAUCCUCGCCUCGUACAUCAGACUAUACAUCGCGUUCUUCAUCUCGGGAUGGGUCCACCACAGCUCUGACUACAUGGUCUUGGGAUACCACGGUGGGGCACUCAAGUUUUUCAUGUCCCAGGCGCUCUGUAUCACCGUAGAGAGCGCCGUCAUCGCCUUGGGUCGGCGCUUAGGGUUUACGGGCAGCCCUAAUUUCUGGCGCAUCGUCGGGUAUAUCUGGGUUCAAUCAUGGUUCGCUAUGUGUUUGCCCAUGUACAUCAACCCUCAAAAUAGAGCGGGGGUAUCAGAGGCUGGUGUUAACUCGGGAAUCAUCGAAGGGCUCUGGAAAUGGUGGAUUACCACUUGGCAAUAGAUAAUCUGGUAUUCUUAAAUUUUAAACUCGGCUAUAGAGCGACUUAACUAGGUCUUCGAGAUAUACAGUAAAUCCUGGGCACUUACUCUCUUCUCGUCGAUAAACAGAGCUACGGCGGUCGUAUGGCGGUCCCUAUGUGCGCCUACGCAAGCAUACUCCCACUGCCUACUCGAGCAUGGAGGACUAGGACUAGGAUGACCAACAUCUUGAACAAAUUCAGACAAAUUUACUAUUAACUUCUCUCUGCCAGAUGUCGUCUUUGGACGCUAUUUCUUUAUUCAUUGUUCGUGCAAUGCUUCGUCCAAGGGACUUCGUCUAAUGACCCCGUCUUUGCUGUCGUCUUUGACGCUAUUUUCUUCUUUGCUC